AUGCCUUCUCAAGUCACCGACAUCAAGCAAUUCCUCGAGAUUGCGCGCAGAAAGGAUGCCACAGGAGCUCGUCUGAAGAAGUCGUCCAAGUCCAAGGACAUCAAGUUGAAGAUCCGAUGCAGACGAUACCUCUACACCCUGAUCCUCAAGGACUCAGACAAGGCCGAUAAGAUCAAGCAGAGCUUGCCUCCUACCCUGCCGUUCCAGGAAAUCAGCAAGAAGACCAAGAAGAACAAGAAGGCCUAA
Molecule: messenger RNA, 246 nt
Organism: Capronia epimyces CBS 606.96
Lineage: Eukaryota; Fungi; Ascomycota; Eurotiomycetes; Chaetothyriales; Herpotrichiellaceae
Product: ribosomal protein L38e
Exons: 3
Coding region: 1-246 (81 amino acids)
Biological process (GO): protein-RNA complex assembly; translation
Cellular component (GO): ribosome; cytosolic large ribosomal subunit
Molecular function (GO): structural constituent of ribosome
Source: RefSeq, a predicted model, not a curated record